Meyerozyma guilliermondii ATCC 6260 is the source of this 4434-nucleotide messenger RNA. RefSeq names its product mitogen-activated protein kinase kinase kinase (gene BCK1). NCBI's taxonomy places the organism in Eukaryota, Fungi, Ascomycota, Pichiomycetes, Serinales, Debaryomycetaceae. The transcript has a single exon. The record is from RefSeq and is a predicted model, not a curated record. Gene Ontology annotation, biological process: protein phosphorylation. Bases 1 to 4434 code for a protein of 1477 amino acids. Gene Ontology annotation, molecular function: ATP binding; protein kinase activity.
AUGGGGGAUCGUCGUACCGUCAGCUAUGACACACAGACGGCAGACUUCCACUUUAUGGGAUACUCAACUCCAGUACCUUCUAAGAGGAUUGUUUCUGAUGGAGAGAUUUAUGGAGAUGUUCGUAGAUCGGCUCAGAUUAGAUCGGGAAGAGCCGUGGCAGCAUCGUCUGCUGUCCAUGAGUUGGAAUCGCCUGGAGAUGGUGCCAUGGUACUUCCAGAAUCCGCCAAUGGCAUGGGAAGUCACGAAAAAGAUGGGAUCAAUGCAUCCAUAGGAGACCAUGAUGAAGGACAAUUUCAACCAUCGAAAUUUCCCUACUACAAGCAGAGACUGGACUCCAAUUCCAGCAUGAAAACACCAUUCGAUAACCCAAUAUCUACCUCCUACUCACCGCCAAAGUCAGCUACAAGUUUCAACUCCAAUCCUUUGGGUCUGAUCAUUGGUGGCUACGCCUACAGUAACAGCUCAUUGGAGGUCCCUCCAGGCGACGAUAACGAUCUGGAAAUUACUCGAAAUGGUGGGGAUUCCAUAGGCGAAAUUCCCUCGAUCAAGCACAAGUAUCAACCUAGUAUUAUUCCUCAACCGCAUACAAGACACAGUUCUGAGUCUUCCACAAUAUCCACUUCAUCCACAGCUACUGUGAGCAAAGACAGGCGGUUUGUGCGCUAUGCCAUGGGUCUGUCAAACAACAAUAACUACUCCAAACGGAAGUGGCAGAUGCAGCACGUUAUACGAUGGCUCGAUUCCAAUGGGUUCAAUUCAUCGUGGAAAGACACCUUUAGGCGCAACGAAAUUUCCGGCAAUCGGUUUCUCGAACUUGCUAAUUAUGAACCCAAUUCCAUGAUAUGGCAGCAAUUUGGCAAACUCUUGCACUUGGACAAUGAUCUCAAUACGGUUUCCCGAUUCAUAGGCCUUCUCAAGGCUGAGUGUGAAGCGGAUUCAGUUGAAGAAGAUGAGACUCUACUUCCCGAUUCACCAUCAAAUUUAAGGUAUGAGAGUACCCCAACUCAGCUUAUACCUGCUCCCAAAGCUGACAACCGCAAAUCUACCCCCAUUUUCUUGAAGCAUAGCAGCUCAAACUCAAUAACAUCGUCGUCGUCUUCAUCGCCUAACAAUUCUCAGAUUCCGCUCAAACAGCGACCCUACUCGUAUGUGGAACCGGGAUCAGGUAAGAACCGUGAGCGAGACAUCACAUACAAACUAUUUCGAAAGCAACACUCUAAAACAUCCUCCGAUGGUAAGAGCUCCGUCGAAGGUGAACCUAGGUCGUUUUCAAUUAACAAAGAGAACACAAAACGUGCAUCCUUGCUAUACGAAGAAGCAUUGAGGUCCGCGGGCGAACCUCUCCAGAAAACCCACACUUGGCAAGGCUACGGACAAGACGGACAAUCCAAAAAAUCCAAAUUCAUAAACGCUUUAAAAAAGUACGGCGGUGACCGAGCUGCUGGAUUUGUUAAACAGGCUCAGGGAUUUGGCGCAAACUCCACUCCACAAGUCCCCACGGUCACUUCAUUCGGGAAAGACAUGUCAUCCAGAAGCAUCUACAAGGAAACCCCACCUUACCAGUCAGUGAGAUCUGGCGCAAAUCAGGAAGAUGUUGCACCUCCAUCUCGAAAAAACCUGACUGAAACAGCUCAGAGCACCUCUGUCAAAUCUGCAGUGUCUCGCAUUUCCCAGACGUUUUUCAGUCAGCCCUCUCCACAAGAACCUUCAGCACCAAUAGAUUCGUCUGAAGACUUGAGCGACUUUUUACCAUUGAGAAAAUCUACCCACAAGUCUAUUCUUGUAACCAGUGACAAUGAAAAUUUCAAGGUGGUGAACUUUGAACUUACUGGUGCAAUAACUAGUGAAACAAUCAAGGAAAAGGUGAACAAGGCGCUCGACGUUUUAGCAAUAGGAAAGAUCACUUACCACUUGACUCAGAUUGACUCAGAAGAGGGUCCACCUCUAACGGAAGACCUAUUGGUUCACUUUAUAGAAAAGGGAAACUUCAUGCUUCUCGUUAAGCAAGAUGUGGGUGAUGAGUCCAUCGCCAACACCUAUUCAACCACAUCGUCAGAUACUCGUUCGUUUGAGAUCCAUGGAAAUCAUGAUGAAAAAGUCUAUCCUGCAACACCCCAGUACUUGUUGGGCACUAGUUCAGACCGGCAAGUUGAUUACUGGAAUUUUAAAGAUGAGCAGCAACGUCUCUCCAAGAUUAACGAAGCACAGAAGAGCGAAGCAGCAACGAGAAACGACGGGCAUGCUCCACAUAUACCCUUGAAGCUCUCAUUUCCAAUUCAAAAACGAGAAAAAAGUUCAGGAACAACACCAGCACUCAAGAUUAGCAUUGAUAAUUCGACUUCAUCGAAACUGGUCCCUCUGUCUUCCGCACUGGAAUCCAAGCUGCCAGCGUCGUUCCGUGUCUUGCGAAGAGAGGGUCAUGAAAUUGAUUUCGAUAAGCGAAGAUUGUCCCCUUAUGACUCAAAAGCGCCAAAGUUGAUUCGUAAUAUAUACUCCUCGUCGGUGUCAGAUACGCUGAAAUCACCAGUUUUGGCCACAACAGUCUCAACGCUAAAGGACAAUAAUAACUCUUCUGUCGAAGUGGAGAAACAAAAUAGCAUUGUUGCACGGCGAGCAGCGCCCCCACCACCAUUGCUGAACAAGAGCAGCUUCAACGGCCACAAUCAUCUUGGUGUAAGACAAGGAAGCUUGAAGUUACUGCCUGGAAUGUCCGAUACUUCGAUGUCCAGUAACUCUACCAUGCUGAGUGAGUGGUCGUUUUCUUUGCCCAGAAAAGCUGCAAGCAAGCGUGUGAAUUCGUCCAAGUUACUGCGUAAACCACCAGCUAGUAUUGACGUUUUCAAAGAAAAUGAAAUCUCUUUCGACGAUGUGCCGCUGCUCGAGAUUUCACAAACAAAUUCUGAAGAAGAGUUCUUCGUCAAGCCGAUGGAAAGUGACGAAUUUUUCAUGAAGAGCUUCCAAGCCAACCAAAAAUCAGACGGAACUAAGAAGGGAGUUAUGCUUAAGGACGAGAGCUUUCAAUUUGAUGAGUCAUGGAAACAAGUCGACAAUGUUCCUAUGGAUGUUCGGCCCCCUGUUGAGGAAGUGUACCGAAAUCUUGAGAAAUACUUUCCGAACACCAAUUUGGACAAACCUAUCAUUGAAGCAGAUCCCGUUUCUCCACUAGUCAAGGACCCAAUGAAAGAGCGAAUGACCAUUUCACGCACAUUUUCCAAUGCUAACUUGUCUCCAGACAUUCCUACGAAUAACAGCGACGAUGUAUAUUACGAUGAGCCCGGUUCAGGAAACUCUCUCGCGAUCAGGAGAAUGAAAACUAUUCGGGUUGUUGCCAAUGAGGCCCAUAGGAAACGGCUCGAGAGAAAGAGGCUCUCCAAGAGAGGCUACAGGAACGUCGAAAACGACUCAAAAGGUGGUAAUGCUCUUGCACGAUCAAACACAAAAAUGUGGGGACAGAAAGUAUUUGAGGUUACAUCGACAGAAAUUGAAAAAGGAUUUGUGUCCAAGAUUAAGAACAAUAAUGGAGAAUUUGAGGAGUUUGCUUGGAUUAAGGGUGAGCUUAUAGGCCGUGGUUCUUUUGGUUCCGUAUACUUGGCAUUGAAUGUGACUACUGGAGAAAUGCUAGCGGUGAAGCAAGUUGUGCUUUCAAAAAUAGCCACCAAUUUGGACGGUAUAAAUGCCCUUCAUAAGGAAGUGGAGACGAUGAAGGACUUGGACCAUGAAAACAUUGUGCAAUACUUGGGAUUCGAAAGACAGGGCCGAAUCUACAGUUUGUUCCUCGAGUAUGUUGGAGGAGGUUCGAUAGCCUCUUGCAUGAAAUUCUAUGGUGGCUUUGAGGAACCACUUAUUAGGUUUAUUUGCCGACAAGUGUUGCGAGGGCUUGAAUACUUGCACUCCAAUGGGAUUCUUCAUCGUGAUUUGAAAGCAGAUAACUUGCUUUUGGAAAUCGACGGAACCUGCAAAAUAUCAGAUUUCGGUAUAUCCAAGCGAUCAAAAGAUAUUUACACAAAUAACGCAGACAUGUCCAUGCAAGGUUCUGUGUUCUGGAUGGCACCAGAGGUGAUAGACAGCAUAGUUGAGGACAAGAAAAAGGGUUAUAGUGCCAAGGUGGAUGUGUGGUCUUUGGGGUGUGUGGUCUUGGAGAUGUUUGCCGGGCAUCGGCCAUGGUCCAACGAGGCAGUUGUAAGUGCAAUCUACAAGAUUGGAAAGACCAAGCUGGCACCGCCAAUACCGCGAGAUAUUGACCAUUUGAUUUCAACUCAUGCCAAAAGCUUCAUCAACCAGUGUUUCACCAUCGAUGCCGAGAAGCGGCCUACAGCUCACCAAUUGUUGCAGCAUCCAUUUAUUGAGGAGGAUCCAGAGUUCAAGUUUGAACGCACCCGGUUAGCCCAGAACAUCAGGUACAAUGCUCGACGCAGUAGUCUUGGACGGGAAUAA